AUGACAAAGGGAAAGAUGCAGCUUAAUGUCUUAGUAUAUGUUGAUGAUCUGAUUGUGGCAGGCAAUAAUCUUGUUGAACUUCACAAUUUUAAAACGUACUUGGGACAAUGUUUCAAGAUGAAGGAUUUAGGAAAGUUGAAAUAUUUCUUAGGAUUGGAGGUGGCUCGUAGUAAACAAGGUUUUUAUAUAUUCCAGAGAAAAUAUGCAUUGGACAUUAUAAUCGAGACAGGAUUAUUGGGUGCAAAACCUGCAGAGUUUCCUAUGGAGACGAAUCACCAACUGGCAUUGGCAAAAGGGAAUGUAUUUGAUGAUGUGGAAAAAUAUAGAAGAUUAGUUGGCCAUUUGAUUUAUCUGUCAGUUACAAGACCAGAUUUGUCUUACUCAUUGCACAUUUUAUCACAAUUUAUGCAACAACCUAGAAUGGAGCAUUGGGAAGCAGCACUUCGUGUAGUUAGAUACUUGAAGAAGAGUCCAGGACAAGGAAUUUUGUCGUGCUCUGAUAGUGGUCUUAAUUUAAAAGGAUGGUUUGAUUCAGAUUGGGUAAGUUGUCCAUUGACUAGACGUUCAUUAACAAGAUGGUUUGUUCUUCUUGGUUUUUCUCCUAUUUCUUGGAAGACUAAGAAGCAACAUACAAUUUCUCAUUCCUCAGCAGAAGCAGAAUAUAGAUCAAUGGCAGCAGUGACGUGUGAAUUGAAGUGGUUGAAACAGUUGCUUGGUGAUUUAGGAGUUCAUCAUACUCAUGGGAUGAAUCUCUUUUGUGAUAGUCAAUCAGCACUAUGUAUUGCUCAGAAUCCAGUAUUCCAUGAACGAACAGAACAUAUAGAAGUGGAUUGUCAUCUUGUUAGAGGUGCCAUCAUAAGGAAGAUUAUAUCACCCUCCUGCAUGCCUACAACGGUGCAAUUGGCUGAUAUCUUUACAAAAGCCUUAGGAAAAGCUCAGUUUAAGUUUCUUUUGUCCAAGAUGGGCAUCUAUGAUCUGCAUGCUCCAUCUUGA
Papaver somniferum (opium poppy) is the source of this 993-nucleotide messenger RNA. RefSeq lists its product as uncharacterized. The transcript has a single exon. NCBI's taxonomy places the organism in Eukaryota, Viridiplantae, Streptophyta, Magnoliopsida, Ranunculales, Papaveraceae. The record is from RefSeq and is a predicted model, not a curated record. The coding region runs from base 1 to 993 and encodes 330 amino acids.